Paramecium pentaurelia is the source of this 268-nucleotide messenger RNA. NCBI's taxonomy places the organism in Eukaryota, Ciliophora, Oligohymenophorea, Peniculida, Parameciidae. The record is from the annotation of a GenBank genome assembly.
AAUGAACGAGAGAGGCUAAUAAAUAUCAGAGGAUCCCUCUACAAAAGAAUUAAACAACUUUGUGUAAACACUCCUUAAACAAAUGUAAGAUAGAUUUGAUGAAAUGUAAGGCACCAUCGUUUCUAGAAUUGAUGAUAUGGGUAAUCAAUAUGAAUCUAAUUAAUUUUAUUAGGAAAGCGAAUAGAUGACAUAGAGAAAAGUGUGACUGAACUAAUGAAUGAUCUAGGAUUCUCAGAUGAUGAAAAUGAAAAAGGAAAAUAGUUUUGAA